This is a messenger RNA of Oryzias melastigma (Indian medaka), 6890 nucleotides long. RefSeq names its product protein TANC1. The coding region runs from base 409 to 6072 and encodes 1887 amino acids. Lineage: Eukaryota; Metazoa; Chordata; Actinopteri; Beloniformes; Adrianichthyidae. The record is from RefSeq and is a predicted model, not a curated record. Gene Ontology annotation, molecular function: protein binding. The transcript has 29 exons.
UACAUUGUAUAUCAAGGUGAUAUCAAGUUUUAAUCAAUUUGUAUUCUACAGUAGCGUAUGGUCAGUGUGUUGCAUCUCUUCAAGAAAAGCAUUUUUUCUCGUUUUACGUUAUUUUUCCCGUGGAUUGACUGAAUACCCCUCCAGGUCGAAAUAAUGCACUAUUUAUUUGUGACCAAAAGGUAAACAUGUCCAUCAUUUGAUCACAGAAAAAGUGGGUCAAUUAGACUUCAAAUGACUAAGUCACGUCAGACAUGCGUGCGCGCUCCCGCUGAUCUCAGUCAAUAAAUUUGGAGAGCUCGCGCCUCACUUCUUAAUUGCACUUCGAGCAUGAAGGAUUUCCCAUCACCUUUCUGUGGAAUUAAGCGGAUAUCAGAGGAGAUAUAGAAACAGGAAAACAGAAGCUAAACCAUGUUUAAAUCAGUGUUUGGAAACAAGAAAGACAAGGGAAGAAAAUCAGAAGGAAAAAAGAAUCAGAGACAUGAAGCAGGUGAAGUGUUCAACUCCAGCACCCUGCAGAGGAGAAGCGGCCGGAAUGCCACUCACAGCCACAAUCACACCGAUAGCCCAUUUAAGCUGAGGAGACUCUCUAAGGGGGUGUCAAUUUCUCUGCCGUCGUCCCCUCUUCUCCCCCGUCAGGCGGACAUCGCCUCCUCUCGAUCCUGUGUCAGGUUCCCAGGACGGGUAGGGAAGCCGGAGUAUGUGGAUGGCUUUUCCAGCACCAGAGAGCCUCUCGUCUUUGCCUCGUGCCGCGGCAAGUCAGAUCACAGAGACCUCCACGUGGAGCCCCACCUCGGGUCCUCCCUUUCCACCCAGGAACUGAUGACCAGACUAUGCUUCUUACUGGGAGAAGCAACGGCCGGCACUUCUAGCUCUCCAAUGGAGGACAGGAGGGAAAAGAAGUGUGACACCUUUACCCAGGGGGGGAGUCCCUGCUCCACUCUGACCUGCAGCACCACCUCACCCUGUUCAGAGAGCCCCACAUCCACCCUGAGCACCAGUGCUGGAGGCCAGUCUCUGCCCCAACCUUUACCCUUAUCUGCUCCUCACUGCGGAUCCAGCACCAGCCCAAGUGGAACCCUCUCCAGCCCCGCCCGCAGCCCGGCACCUUGCUCUGCCUCCGGGCUCGUACCUGGGAACAGCCCGGGGCCUCCAUCUCAAAGCCCCACCUCCACCUUGGAGAGCAAGGAUAGUGGAAUUAUAGCAACCAUCACUAGUUCUUCUGAGAAUGAGGACCGCAGCACCUCCAGUGAGGUUCCCACCAAGGAGGAAGGCGGCGGUGGGGUUCCUGGAGUCACCCAUCACGCAUGUAAUGAUCGCCAUCCACGGCCAACCAAAGACAACUUGAUGCCACAAUCAGAUGAAACUUUUCGAGGAACUGAGAUCACAGAACCCAGGACUCCACCUGCGCCAAAAAGACCCCUCCCUCAGCACAACAAACACCACACCUCUUCGCUGGUGGCACCCCGUCCAAACUCAGUGGCAGCCACCAGUUCAACCCGUCUGGAAGAUUUGAGUUAUCUAGACAGCCAAAGGUCUGCUGGGCACAGGAGCUCUGUCCGCAAACACAACACAGCUGGACGCACUAGUGAUGACUCCAAAGGGAGAUUGGUGCCAUUCAAGCAAGCAGACAUCAUGCUCAAGCCACUGCUGUUUGAAGUCCCCGGCCUCACAGCAGAGACUCCUUUUGUGGGCCGGGAUUGGCUCUUCACGCGGCUGGAGGACGUCCUGAAAAAAAGCAGCAGCUGCGAGGGACGUGGGGCUGUCAUCGUGGGGAACGCGGGGUCUGGCAAAAGCGCUAUCAUCUGGCGGCUGGUGACGCUCAGCUGCCACGGCACCCGAACGCCACACGGAGGUCCCAACAUCCCUCACAGCCCCGGCUCCUCUCCAAAAUGCGGGGACAAGCAGGGAAAAGCUGCCUCCAAAACGCCGGCUGAUUCCAGCCAGAGCCCCGCCGCAGGAACGAGCGAUGCUACAGCGCAGAGGAAGGAUCCUGUCAGAAGCUUAGCUGCCAAGGUGGUAGCAUACCAUUUCUGCCAAGCUGACAACACCUACACCUGCCUGGUUCCAGAGUUUGUGCACAGUGUCGCCGCUCUGCUGGCCAGAGCACCGCAGCUCACUCCAUACAGGGAGCUGCUGGCACAGGAGCCUCACUUGCAAAACACACUCAGCUUACGCUCCUGCGUUCAGGAUCCCAUCGCUGCCUUUCGAAAGGGUGUCAUAGAGCCUCUGGCCAGCCUGCGCAAAGAGCGGAGGCUGCCUGAAGAAGACUACGUCAUACUGGUGGACAGUCUCAAUGAGGCAGAGUUUCAUAAACCAGACUAUGGAGACACAAUAGCAGCCUUCAUCACCAAAAUCAUUUCCAAGUUCCCACUGUGGUUGAAGCUGGUGGUCACCGUCAGAACUGGUCUUGUGGAAAUCACCACGCUCCUUCCGUUCUCUGGCAUUUCUCUGGACAUCCUGCCAGACAGCAGCGAUCUGGGAGCCGACCUGAGCGACUACAUCCAUCACCGGGUCAGCAGCAGCAGCCAGGUCGCUGCGAACGUCACCACACCAACAGGGUCCGCUCCGGAUCCUCUGCUGCUCAGCAAGUUCAGCAGCCACCUGUCCACACGGAGCCACGGCUCCAUCCUCUACCUUCAGCUCACCCUGGAUCUGUUCCACAAAGGGCACCUGGCUUUGAAGGGAGGAAACUAUCUGGUUGUCCCCGUCUCUCUGUCUGAGGUGUAUCUGCUGAUGUGUCGGGAGAGCUUUCCGGAUAAAGACGUCUUCGAGCGGGUGCUUCCGGUGUUAAACGUGGCUCUGGCGUCUCUGCACCCGCUGACUGAUGAGCAAAUGUUCAGGGCGCUGAACGCCGGCGCUGUGAAGGGGGAGCUGGAGUGGAAGGACUUCCAGCAGAGAUUAGACAGUCUGGCUGGAUUCAUGGUGAAACGCAGGGAUGGUACCCGGAUGCUGUGUCAUCCCUCCUUCAGGGAGUGGCUCGUUUGGAGAGGUGAUGAAGAGAGCAACGACUUUCUUUGUGAACCGAGGAGUGGCCAUGCACUCUUGGCUUUCAUGUUAUCCAGACAGGAGGGAAAGCUGAACCGCCAACAGACUAUGGAACUGGGUCAUCACAUCCUCAAAGCCCACAUAUUCAAGGGUCUGAGUAAGAAGACCGGUGUGUCCUCCAGUGUUCUUCAGGCAGUGUGGGUAAACUGCAGCACAGACAGUUUAUCUGCAGCACUGGCCUCCCUGAGGAACCUCUACACACCUAACAUCAAGGUUAGCCGCCUGCUGAUGCUCGGGGGUGCCAGUGUCACCUGGUGUACGGAGGUGAUAGGACACGCCCCCAUCCUGGCUGUUCACGCCCAUCUGGGGCAUGUGGAGAUGGUUGCUUUGCUGCUUGAAAUGGGUGCUGCAGUGGAUGGGACCACUGACAGUGGCAUGACGCCCCUCUGUCUCGCCGCCGCCGCAGGGCACGCCGACAUUGUUACCCUGCUUUGCAAGAAAGGAGCUAAGGUGGGCCAUGCUGAUAAGAACGGCCAGUGUGCUCUGGUCCAUGCGGGACUGAGGGGCCAUGCAGAAAUCAUCACCUUCCUGCUGGGCCAGGACUGGGGAGCAGAGGUUUCCAGUGACCCACAGCAGCACCACAGCAACGAAUCAAUGACUGGGAAAAGACAGGCAGCUCAGCAGGCAGUCACUGCAGCAGCCAGUGUGGGACACACACAGGUGGUGAAAAGCUUGCUGGACUUGAAAGAUGAACAGCUGGCAGUGCAGAUGGACGUUCCUGACUCACUCUGGGGAGAAACGGUGCUGAGCGCGGCAGCAGGGCGAGGGAGGACAGAGAUGUGCGCCCUCCUCCUGGAGCGAGGAGCGAGGCUGGAGAUACCAAAUCGCAGAGGAAUGGUGCCUCUGCUUAGUGCGGCCAAACAUGGACACACACAGGUUGUAGAGUUGCUCCUAAAGCAAGGUGCUGAUAUUAAUGUGAGUGACAAACAGGGUCGCAACGCGCUGAUCCUGGCUGCUGCUGAGGGCCACACCAGCACCGUGGAGCUGUUGAUGUUAAAGGGUGCCGCUCUGUCCUCUGCUGAUCAGGAGGGGCUGACUGCACUUAGCUGGGCCUGCAUGAAGGGCCAGAAAGGUGUGGUGCAGCUAAUGGUGGAGGCAGGCGCGGACCUGAACCAACCCGACAGGCAGGGACGAACUCCGCUUGACCUGGCUGCUCUGAACGGCGAUGCAGACACUGUGCAUAGCCUAGUGGAGCAUGGAGCAGUGCUGGAGCGACCGGACAACAGUGGUACCAGAGGUUCAGACCGAGCGCCUGGCUGUCAGAACCCAGCUCUGGUGGCUUCACUGCUUAAAAAGGGAUCCAAGACAAGCUACAGAACGGCUCCACACGAUCGAUCAGGUCAUGCUACAUGGGCUAUGGCUUCCUCCAAACCCGAUAUCCUCCUCAUCCUCCUGCAGAAGAUGAUGGAGGAAGGGAACAUUCUUUAUAAGAAGGGGCGAAUGAAGGAGGCAGGCCAGCGCUAUCAGUACGCUCUGAGGAAGCUGCCUCGCGAGGGGCAGGGGGAGGAGCUAAAGGGCCUCAAAGACCUGCAAGUCUCCCUUUAUCUGAACCUUUCUCGCUGUCGCAGGAAAACCAAUGAUUUUGGCAUAGCUGAGGAGUUUGCAACGAAAGCUCUGGAGCUUAAGCCCAGGUCCUAUGAAGCCUAUUAUGCCAGAGCCCGAGCCAAGAGGAGUAGCAGGCAGUUUGCUGCAGCGCUGGCAGACCUCCACGAAGCAGCACGACUUUGCCCGACCAACCGGGAGAUCCGCCGCCUGCUGGCACGUGUAGAGGAGGAAUGCAAGCAUUACAAGAAGAUAUCCGGCGGCAACUUGACACAGGGUUACAGCAAGGACCCUCACACCCACCACCAUCACCACCACCAGCCCGCAGAGGAGGAAACAGACAAUUGUUCGCAGGGAAGUCUAGAGAGACUAUUCCCAGUAGAGCAGGCAGAUGCAGAGAGGGAGGAGGACAAGGAGGAAGGGGAUGAAGUGAGCCUCCAAUGUGGGAAAAGUCCAGAGUUUUGGCUUCUGAAUCCGUACGCUCCGAACAGGACUCUUCCGGGAAACCUGGCCUUUGGUUCAGUGGACCAGCCGCCGUGUUUUCCUCCUCAAGAAGAAUAUUCACCGAGCCAGCUGUUUGUGGAUGAGCCGGCUCCAGGCAUCAGUAGGCAGAGUCAGAGCCAGAGCAGCAGGACUCAGCACCACUGCCACUCCCUCCAGUCGGGGAGCAGGGUCGGGGUCAGGCCCAUGUCUCUGUGCGGCCCCUCUAGUCCUCUUCCAGGGAGGCACAUCUCCACCUCCUUGAGGCCCGCACCCACUUUAGGUCUUGAUAUUGGACCAGUGAGUGAACACUCCGGAACGCUCAGCCCCACUGAGCAUUAUCACCCCAUGUCCCCCAGCAGCUCCUCACCACCUGGACCUUUCCAGAUGUACCAGCCACGCUCUGCCAGUUUCUCCAGGGGCCCCGACAGGCUGUCCACUCACGCGGUGCCUCUGGAUGGACUGGCCCUCGCCCUGGGGUCCGGUAUGGAGGUGAGGAGGGACGGCGGUGGAGGAGGAACGGCAGGCUCAAGAGGCUCCAGCUCCAGCCAGGCCUCCAGUGGGAACCUGUCAGACGGCGGGAGGCAGCAAGACGCCCCCUGUCCCAUCAAGAGCAGCGGGAGCUUCAAGGCAAAACCCGACAUAAAGCCCCGCCCCUUCAUGGGAGUCAUGGACAAAUCAGUGCGAGUCCAGGGUCAGCAGACCUCUGGCUUGAGCCGACAGAGUCAAGGAGGAGCCGAAAGCUUUAGCAUGUCGGUCAUGGAGUGCCAAGGGCUGAACAAUGAGUUCAAACGUGCCUCCUUCCAAGAGCAGCUUCCUGGGAGCCAGCAGCAGGGCAGGGAGCUGGCAGAUCGCUCCCACCAGCGAGAGACCAGAGGCUCCUCAUCCUCACAGCUCUGCUUCCCUGAAGGGAGGCACAGACAGGCGAGCCUCACCAGAGACAACCCCGCUCUGCACAUGGCUCCGAUAAAGCCCAAACGCUCCUUUAUAGAGUCCAACGUCUGAACAUAGAUGCAGGCUGCUCUCAUCACGCUACGUCUUACAUGAGCCGAAAGCGGGAGGGAUCGCCUCCCUCAACCUGUUCAGUAGAUUUUAGCCGAUCGCUGCAUUUACAAUCAAGAACCAGUGUUCGACUCAGGCCACUGCGCUUUUGCUUACAUGUAUACAAUAGUGUAUUCUAGAAAGCCAGACACACCCUCAGUGGGAUCAGAAAUAACCAGUAGUUGAUUGUUCCGUUUUUAACUAUAUCAAAUCUAGAAGUCAGAGAAGCUUUGUGCACGGAUCUUCAAAAUCUUGAGCUUUUAGCUGCAGGAAAUGACCAUUUCUAUCGUCGAGCGUCUUUUACAACACAUUUAUAUUUGUACGGUAUUUGCAGAUAAUAUAUUUCCUUUAAGUGCUUAUCUGUCAGCAUUACAGGCUUUAGAAGAAACAGCUUUCUUCUAAAAAAAUAUGUAGUUUCUUGAGAAGAAAGGGAUUUUCUUCAUGAAAGAGUCUUUCUUGGUACAUUUGAUUAUAUAAAAAGAAACAGAAUUGUAAAUGAAUUUGUUGGAAAGUUGCUGUCCUAUUUUAACUUAAAUGCAUCCAUAUUGACUGUAUGCAGUAUGUUAUUUAUUUUUGCAUAGCAGAGAACAUAUCCAGAUGAAAUGUCUAUGUAGAUACAAAGAGAGCCUUACAAAGUGAAGGAUGGAAGAAAACUUUACAGAGACUUCUUACAUUGCUAUAUGCCCAUAGUUCUCAUAUACCCUCUUUUCAGAGUCAUACUAUGCUAUUCAGAAUGUUACCACAUUAUUAUUGUGGUAUAAUAAAAAAUAUGAAUGAAGAAA